This is a messenger RNA of Melanotaenia boesemani (Boeseman's rainbowfish), 1429 nucleotides long. Its product is annotated as H-2 class II histocompatibility antigen, A-U alpha chain-like. Gene Ontology annotation, cellular component: MHC class II protein complex; membrane. The coding region runs from base 70 to 816 and encodes 248 amino acids. The transcript is spliced from 4 exons. The record is from RefSeq and is a predicted model, not a curated record. NCBI's taxonomy places the organism in Eukaryota, Metazoa, Chordata, Actinopteri, Atheriniformes, Melanotaeniidae. Gene Ontology annotation, molecular function: MHC class II protein complex binding. Gene Ontology annotation, biological process: positive regulation of T cell activation; peptide antigen assembly with MHC class II protein complex; immunoglobulin production involved in immunoglobulin-mediated immune response.
CAUCUAAGACAGCCAGCCUUGCCAAGCCUCAUACUUGCUGAAUGCUGACAGAGAACCUGAGAAACCGUGAUGGGACACUUAAAUUGGUACAGAUUAAAGAAAAUCUGUUUUGGAAUUCUAAUUAUUUUCUCAAGAGCAGUUUACAUCUUUACAGAAAGAGGUCACAAAGUUUGUUAUAGCUAUGGAUGCUUUGACUCAAGUGAUACUCAACUCUGUGUGACACUGGAUGGUGAUGAAAUCUGCUAUGCAGACUUUAAAAAGGGGACCUUUGUUUGGGACAGCAAAGUACCAACAACUAUUCGUGCUGAAUGGUCUUACGAAUAUGCAGUUUCACAGCAAACUGUGUGUAAGCAGGAUAUAUCCAGAUGGAAACCAGAUGAAUCAGUUACAAGGUCUAAAGAAGCUCCAGAAAUGAUCCUCUAUCCCAGAGAUGAAGUGAUAAAAGAUGAAGACAAUACCCUCAUCUGUUUGAGCAACAACUUCUUUCCUCCUAAAAUCAACAUCAGGUGGACACAGAACAACAAAGAAGUAGCAGAGGGAGAUCCUUUCAUCAAAACUAUAGCUAAUCCCGAUGGGACUUUUCAUGUCUUCUCCUACCUGAACUUUGUUCCAAAACAAGGAGACAUCUACAGCUGCACUGUGGAGCACGAAGCACUGGAGGAGCCUCAGACCAGGUUUUGGGAAGUUGAAACAGAAGAGAUAAGUUGUGGCCCGGCUGUUUUCUGUGGGCUUGGCGUGAGUCUUGGACUUCUAGGAGUUACUGCAGGAACAUUUUUUUAUGUAAAGGGACACUGCAUACAAGACUGUGCUCGUUAAUCUAUCAUGUCUUUAUAUUACUCUGAAUGCAUCAUCCUUGCAAAUCAUAACUGGAUGUAAUUUCCCAGUAUGGGAUAAAUAAAGUACAUCUGACUAAUAAAUUAAGAAAAAUAAAAUUCCUAAACUAUCUUGGAGGAAAAUAUCAAAUUCAGCUUAAUAAUUUUCACAUCUGCCCUUCGUUGUUAGUUUCCUCUGUAGAACUACUCGCUGGUUUUCUUUCCUAAGUGCCAAGUCCUGAUAAUUAUAUGAUGUGAUAGGUGCAUGUAUCUGUAUCAUGUAAUAUACUUAAAAACCACCACUGCAACCAGUUAACCCCAAAUUUGUCUCACAGACAGAAAAGACAGCUCUAUCAUCUUCAUUGUCAUGUGAUUUAUUAUAUUUCAAAAAGUCAUAUUUCUGCAACAUAUACUGUGCAAAUUUCAUACUAUUAGCUAAAAUCAACACCCUUCAAAUGUUUCUGUAAAUGUUUCAUUUUGUUGUAAAAUUGAAGCCAUGUAAACUGACUGUAGUGGAAUUGAUGAUACUAAAUAUCAUUCACUUUAUCCAAAAAGUGUCCCUAUUAUUAUUAUUAUUAUUAUGAUUAUAUUUCUGUGCAUUUUAGGUAUUUUAUCAA